Molecule: messenger RNA, 972 nt
Organism: Phaeoacremonium minimum UCRPA7
Lineage: Eukaryota; Fungi; Ascomycota; Sordariomycetes; Togniniales; Togniniaceae
Product: putative l-asparaginase protein
Exons: 7
Coding region: 1-972 (323 amino acids)
Source: RefSeq, a predicted model, not a curated record
AUGGAUAUCAACCGAUUCCACGUUGCCAAAAGUAGUGAGUUGAUUGGAAACGUCUCGGAGGUUCUGAGUGUGGCUCAACUUGCUGUUGUCAAGUUUCCAGCAUCAGGUGGUAGCUCUGGUCUAAACUCGUCGCUCUUUUUGAAUAUCAGCCAAUAUGCGAACCGUCAACUCUGCUCUGAGGGAUCUGACAUUGCUGGUGCGAUCAUGUUUCAUGGCACAAACACUCUUGAGGAAACGGCGUUUGGUGUUGACUUGACUCUGAAUUGCUCUAAGCCUUUCAUUGCUACGGGUGCGAUGCGGCCCGAUACCUAUGUGUCUCCAGACGGUCGCUCGAACUUCUUCCAAGCCGUUGCUGCUGCUGUCUCACCGGCUUCCCGCGACCGUGGAGGUCUGAUUGUUUUCAAUGAUAGGAUCACAUCGAUCUUUUACUCGACUAAGACCAAUGCGAACACUCCCGAUACGUUUAAGGCUCUUGAGCAGGGGAACUUGGGAGCUUUCCUUGGAGGACAACCGUAUUACUUCUUCGACCCGGCGUAUCCCACUGCUCGCCCCUAUUUCGACGUGAGGAAUACUACGGAACUACCUUCCGUGAUUAUUCUCUAUGGUCACCAGGGCUUUGACGCAUCUUUGAUGUAUGCGGCUGUUGCAAACGGGGCAAAGGGCUUGGUCAUUCUCGGACCUGGCGCUGCUCAACUCAGCCCUAGCGCCAAAGCAGCCGCUACAGAUCUUUUCAGCAAAGGAAUCCCGACUGUUUCAGUUCCACGACCAGUUACUGGUAGUGGUAUGCCGGAUAUCUACCCGGGCCCUGUAUUCUAUGCAUCCUACUUGGGCGCCGAGCAGGCAAGAAUUGUCCUUCAGCUCGCCAUUAACGCUGGAUACACACUUGACCAGACCAGAGACCUUUUCGAAGAUCCGUUGAGGAAUGCUAUAUAUGCACCUAAGAUCAACCAAGGCUUCUAUUACACAUCAUAG